AUGACCGUGGCUAAUGGUGUUCCUUUCAAGUAUCAAGUUGAAGGUGCUACUGAUGCACAACAUGAGGCACUCAACACUUUGGCUCAAGAGCUGGAGGUGACUACCGGUCAGCUGCAACUGAUUGUCAAGCAGUUUAUGGAAGAGAUGCGUAAAGGUCUUGAUCAUUAUGGUGCUACUGUGGCUAUGAUUCCAAGCUAUGUCAGUGGACGGCCUACUGGUAACGAGACGGGUCAAUAUCUCGCUCUUGAUUUGGGCGGUACCAAUCUACGCGUGUGUCUUGUCGAGCUGCUUGGCCAAGGAGGACAACAUAGGAUUGAACAAGAAAAGUUUCGAAUCAGCGAUGAACUCAAAACAGGAGAAAUGACGGAUCUUUGCGACUUUAUGGCUGAAUCCAUCGAGACCUUUAUUCAACAACGUGAAUCACUCAAGGAUAAGCGUCUUGAACUUGGAUACACUUUUUCAUUCCCGGUGCUACAAACCGCCAUCAAUCGAGGUGUCCUCAAGCAGUGGACCAAGGGAUUUUCUUGCAAGAAUGCUGUGGAUCGUGAUGCUGCUCUCAUGUUACAAGAAGCUUUAGAUCGUCGUGGUGUGUCGGUUCACAUUGCUGCUAUUGUGAAUGAUACCGUUGGUACGUUGUUGGCACACGCAUAUCGUUAUCCCGAGACUGCAAUGGGUGUUAUCAUGGGAACUGGAUCCAAUGCCUGUUAUUAUGAAAAAAUUGACAAGAUCAAGAAAUGGGAUGAGACAUGCAAGGACACUGAAAUGGUGGUCAAUAUGGAAUGGGGAGCAUUUGAUUGUGAACGCCGUGUAUUGCCAAUGACUCCUUAUGACAACAAGAUCAAUCGUGAAUCUCGCAACGUCAACCAGCAAUUCUUUGAAAAGAUGGUAGCCGGCAUGUACCUUGGAGAGAUUAGUCGCAACGCCAUGCUCAUGUUGGUGGAUCGCCUUUUACUCUUUAAUGGUGAAUCGUCACCCAUCUUCAACACUCAAUGGGCUUUUGAUACCGCCUAUGUAUCCAUGAUUGAGGAAGAUGACACUGAGGAUCUGGUUCGUACCAAAGAUAUCCUGGAAUCAACCAUGAAAAUCCCAUCCACCACCUUGACGGAUCGAAAGAUGGUAAAAUUGAUUUGUGAUUGGGUCGGCACACGAGCAGCACGGUUGGCAGCAUGUGGUCUUAGUGGUGUUCUUUCACACAUUGGCCGUAUUGGACAAGACGUGGUCGUGGCUAUUGAUGGAUCCUUGUUUGAGAAGUAUCCCAACUAUGAAACCAACAUUCGGCAGGCGAUGCAGGAAUUAUUUGGUCAAGAGGCGGUCAACAAGAUUCGAUUUGAUUUGGCAAAGGAUGGGUCUGGACUUGGUGCUGCCAUCAUUGCCAUGGUGGCUGCCAACAAUCAAAAUGUAUAG
Lichtheimia ornata is the source of this 1404-nucleotide messenger RNA. RefSeq lists its product as uncharacterized. Gene Ontology annotation, biological process: intracellular glucose homeostasis; glycolytic process; glucose 6-phosphate metabolic process. NCBI's taxonomy places the organism in Eukaryota, Fungi, Mucoromycota, Mucoromycetes, Mucorales, Lichtheimiaceae. The record is from RefSeq and is a predicted model, not a curated record. The coding region runs from base 1 to 1404 and encodes 467 amino acids. Gene Ontology annotation, cellular component: cytosol; mitochondrion. Gene Ontology annotation, molecular function: glucokinase activity; D-glucose binding; mannokinase activity. The transcript has 4 exons.